GUCUUUGUCUACCAGUGAUGGACGAGGAGGAGCUCACAGUCCACCACCAGCGGGCGGGACAGGAUGAUGGGAGCAUUGGAAGAGGCACCGCCACCAUGAAGAGAUGUGCGCCAGGAGGCGGGGCAGCCUCCUCCUUUGCGCGCAAAAACUCCAACAACAAUGAGCUCUUGCCUCUUCGGGACCACUGCCCAGAUUCCUUCAGUACACCUUCCUCUCGGCUCUUCCAGUGGGAUGCUCCACAGUGCGAGAGCGGUGGGGGCUCUGUGCCAGAGGCUGCCGUGCUAGGACGCGAAGCCGGCGGCAUGAUAUGCAACAAGAACGGAGACUGCCGAAGAGAGCCGACCAGCUCCGGGAGUCUCUCCUCGCUCAUAUCUAGACAGGAAAAGCACGUUGAUGGGGGGGUAGAAGCCACCGAGGGCGGCAAGGCUGCAAGCAUGGACGGCUCUGUGGUGUCAGCGGGGUCUCCACUCCAGGGGGCCGAGGUCAAGAGCGCCUCGGCGGGGAUGGAGAAGAAGGACUCCAGGGUGUCUUUCUCCAACGCGCCUACGGGUAAAGGGCACACCCCAAGUCAGCAGUCCAGGAGCUCCAGAGCGGACGACGGCUCACAGAUAGUGGCGGAUGAUGGUGACUCCAAUCGGAACCAAACCUACAUGCAGCGGCAGUUCACCGCCAUGCUGCAGCCAGGGGUCAACAAAUUCUCCCUGCGCAUGUUCGGCAGCCAGAAGGCGGUGGAGAAGGAGCAAGAGAGGGUCAAGUCCGCGGGGAACUGGAUCAUCCACCCUUACAGUGACUUCAGGUUUUACUGGGACUUCACCAUGCUCAUGUUCAUGGUGGGAAACCUGAUCAUCAUCCCUGUGGGCAUCACCUUCUUCAAGGACGAGACCACCACCCCUUGGAUCAUCUUCAACGUAGUGUCGGACACCUUUUUCCUCAUAGACCUGGUGCUCAACUUCAGGACGGGCAUCGUAUUCGAGGACAACACCGAGAUCAUCCUGGACCCCAAGAUGAUCAAGAAGAAGUACUUGCAGAGCUGGUUCGUGGUGGACUUUGUCUCCUCCAUACCGGUGGAUUAUAUCUUCCUCAUCGUGGAGAAGGGCAUCGACUCGGAGAUGUACAAGACGGCCCGGGCGCUCCGCAUUGUGCGAUUCACUAAAAUCCUCAGCCUGCUGCGCCUGCUCAGACUGUCCAGGCUCAUCCGCUACAUCCACCAGUGGGAAGAGAUCUUCCACAUGACCUACGACCUGGCCAGCGCUGUGAUGCGAAUAUUCAACCUGAUCGCGAUGAUGCUGCUGUUGUGUCACUGGGACGGCUGUUUGCAGUUUUUGGUGCCCAUGCUGCAGGACUUCCCCUCCGACUGCUGGGUGUCCCUCAACAAGAUGGUGAACGACACCUGGAGUGAGCUCUACUCCUUCGCUCUCUUCAAGGCCAUGAGUCACAUGCUGUGCAUCGGCUAUGGACGACAAGCCCCCGAGAGCAUGUCUGAUAUCUGGCUCACCAUGCUCAGUAUGAUCGUGGGGGCCACCUGCUAUGCCAUGUUCAUCGGACACGCCACCGCGCUCAUCCAGUCUCUGGACUCAUCCAGGCGGCAGUACCAGGAGAAGUACAAACAAGUGGAGCAGUACAUGUCAUUCCACAAGCUGCCUGCAGACUUCCGCCAGAAGAUCCACGACUACUACGAGCACAGAUACCAGGGCAAGAUGUUUGAUGAGGAGAGCAUCCUGGAAGAGCUUAAUGAGCCUCUGCGAGAGGAAAUUGUCAACUUCAACUGCCGCAAGCUGGUGGCAUCCAUGCCGCUGUUUGCCAACGCCGACCCCAACUUUGUGACGGCCAUGCUGACCAAGCUGAGGUUCGAGGUCUUCCAGCCGAGUGACUACAUCGUGCGAGAGGGCACCAUUGGCAAGAAGAUGUAUUUCAUCCAGCACGGCGUGGUCACCGUGCUGACCAAAGGCAGCGUGGGCAUGAAGCUGAUUGACGGCUCCUACUUUGGAGAGAUCUGUCUACUGACUCGAGGCCGACGGACGGCCAGCGUGCGAUCAGACACCUACUGCCGCCUGUACUCGCUCUCUGUGGACAAUUUCAAUGAGGUUCUGGAGGAGUAUCCCAUGAUGAGGCGGGCCUUUGAGACCGUCGCCAUUGACAGACUGGACAGGAUAGGCAAGAAGAACUCCGUCCUGAUGCACAAAGUCCAACACGAUCUCAACUCGGGAGUGUUCAACAACCGCGAGAACGAGAUGAUCCAGGAGAUCGUUAAAUACGAUCGAGAGAUGGUUCAGCAGGUGGAUGUACCGCGACCGCAGCCUCCACUUUCCAUGACACCCCCUCUCCUGCCGGGAUCCUCUCUGCAGCCGGCAAAUUCUGCAAUUGCCACCCUGCAGCAGGCUGUAGCCAUGAACCUUUGCCCACAAGUGCAAGGGAAGUCUCCCAGGAUGGUCAGGAGAUUCCAGGUGAUGCAAAACCUAUCAAGCUCAGCAUCGCCAUUGCAGUCUCAGCUCCUUAGUUCGGGUGCCUUUGCUCCAGUCCUAUCCAGCCCUCCUGUGCAGAGCCCCAGUGCAGUUGGAGGACGUUCCUCCCCUUACGGAUCCAGCUCCCUGGCUGGUCCCACCACAGGUUCCCAGCUGUCUUUGGUUCAGCAGCACAUCCCGAGCCCUGCGCAUCGACCAAGCACUCAUAAGAGCACCCAUUCCUUACCGAUUGAGAGUCUUAGCCAGGAUUGCAGGGCGCUAUCGGCCUCUCAACCCUCACUGCCACACGAAGGGAUGAACCCAGGAGCACCGAGUCCUCCACAGUCCACACGAGUCUCCUCUACUUCCAUUGGACCAGCUCAGACCCCAUCAGGUCAUGUAGGUGUCCGCAGUGCGAUACCCCACAGAAUUGUGCUGCCCCACCGGAUGUCUGUAGGAGCCUUACCUGUAGCAUCCACACCCAGCUCCACACAGGGAUUUGGGAUGGGUGCAGGGUUUGCAUUACUUCCUGGGGAGUCGGUUCUACCGAAGAAGGACUCCAUUGGGAGCCUUCCUGAGACAGAGCAGAUUAAAGUCCGAUCCAGAUUACCCUCAAAUUUGUGAGUCCACAAAGGGAUUCACAUCAGCAAGAAGAGCUGCUCCCGUUCUUGCAGAUUCUCCAGUUGGAGAAGGUGAAUGUAUAGCAGGAGAGUAGACCCGAAUGGGUUUUAAUGUACUAUGGAAUAUACUACAUUGAGUUGUUUCUACUCAGAACAUUAGAAGCAGAGUAGCAUCUUCCCAAAUUUGCCUCCUUUAUGUACUGUAGUUCACAAUGUAUGCCUAACUACUACACUUUGUAUGAUAGUGGUCUAGAAUAAUAGCAGGAACCUGCAUCUGAUGUCUCUAGCUUUAAACCCCAUUGUACCAUAGGGACGUUUCUCCUUAGCAUACCCUAUAUACAGGUAGGUCCAUCCUCUACGCUGCUCAUUUGUAAGUGCAAUGAUCGAUUAUAAAUUAACAUGACCCAUUUUCAACCCAGACUGCCAUGAUAAUAGUUAGAAACUGCAUUUUCCUUUUCCAUCUUUGGCUUAAUUUGCAGGACUUCUCCCAAAUUACAUCAGAACCUUAUAGUCAUGUAAUUCGGAAUUCGACCAAACUUUGCGAAAGUCACACACUUCAGCAUUUCAAUCACUGUCGCUCAAGACAUCAAUGUAUCAGUAAACAAAUUUGCAUUCAAAGCAACACACCAAGUUUAAAUUUGCAACAGUUUUGAUUGUUUAUAUUUCUUGAUAACAUUAUUCCUAUGCAGUUAAUAAAGGUUUUAUGAUGGAGACA
This is a messenger RNA of Dunckerocampus dactyliophorus (ringed pipefish), 3776 nucleotides long. RefSeq names its product hyperpolarization activated cyclic nucleotide-gated potassium channel 2b (gene hcn2b). The record is from RefSeq and is a predicted model, not a curated record. The coding region runs from base 18 to 3065 and encodes 1015 amino acids. Lineage: Eukaryota; Metazoa; Chordata; Actinopteri; Syngnathiformes; Syngnathidae. Gene Ontology annotation, cellular component: membrane. Gene Ontology annotation, biological process: transmembrane transport; potassium ion transport. The transcript is spliced from 8 exons. Gene Ontology annotation, molecular function: voltage-gated potassium channel activity.